UGAGUGGAGGCCAGUGGAGGGAUUGGCAGAGAGGGGUGGAGGACACUGAGUGGAGGCCAGUGGAGGGAUUGGCAGAGAGGGGUGGAGGACACUGAAUGGAGGCCAGUGGAGGGAUUGGCAGAGGGGGGUGGAGGCCAGUGGAGGGAUUGGCAGAGGGGGGUGGAGGCCAGUGGAGGGAUUGGCAGAGGGGGGUGGAGGCCAGUGGAGGGAUUGGCAGAGGGGGGUGGCGGAGAUGGAGCGGUUGGAAAGGAUGGACUGAAGCGGGGAUAGCCAGCGGUGAGGCAGGCCAGUGAGGAGGGAGUUGCAGUAGUCGAGUCGUGAUAUGAUGAGGGAGUGGAUGAGCUG
Molecule: messenger RNA, 345 nt
Organism: Staurois parvus
Lineage: Eukaryota; Metazoa; Chordata; Amphibia; Anura; Ranidae
Source: the annotation of a GenBank genome assembly